AAAAAAUAAACACAACAUUUGGAUAAUGCAGCCCCAACAAUCCGUAUUAAGACAACAAAAAAAAUACAAAAAAAAUACUUUACUAAUUCGGAGUUGCCAACUCCGAAAAUGGCAAGUUCUUUUUUGAGUUUAAUACUGACAACAUUAUUUCGGACCUGCCAACUCCGUUUUGCACUGUCUCAGAAAACCCCCCCAAAAAAUGCACUUUUUGGAAUGUAAGGUAGAAAAUCUGCUCUUUUCCGUCAAACACCCCCAAGUUCCGGUAUAAAAUCAAAAUCCGACCCCUGUAAGGACUCUAAUUCCUCUAAUCAAUCGAUCAAAUAAAUACCCUACUCACGAUACAAUUGGAAGGAUUUAUUCGACUCGAUUCCUCUAAACCAGAAUGAAUAUCUCUGCUUCUUCAUCUUCUUCGCAAUUGAAGAUAGCGGCGUCUACAUAUUCGUGACGGCGCAGCCGCAUUAGUUCGAAGUUAAUUCCAGAGAACGAGUGCUUCGCCGAAGGAAUAGGAGAGAAGAAACUAAAUUCGGAGGAGGAAGGAUGUGCGUGAUUCUCGAGCGAGGAGGAGACGGGAAACAGGCGGCUGAACCCGGCGGUGGAGUGCUUGCGCCGCCGCCUUCCAACUUGUCAGCGCUGAAUGAUCUCUCCAUCUACAGAUCCGGCCUCCCGCCGUCUCCGCCUAACUUCUCAGUGGUGGAAGAUCUCUGCAUAUACAGAUCCGGCCUCCCGCGGCCCUCCAAUUUCCCGUUUCUCCAAACCCUAAAUCUCCGCUCUAUCAUAUAUCUGUGUCCCGAGCCCUACCCUGAAGAGAACAGGGAGUUUCUCCGCCUCAACAAUGUAAAGCUUUUCCAAUUUGGAAUCGAAGGCACCAAGGACCCAUCUGGCAUAUCCAGGACCGCCAUAACUGAGGCUCUGAGAGUCCUGAUUGAUGUGAGAAACCAUCCGGUGCUGAUCCAUUGCAAGCGCGGGAAGCACCGGACAGGGUGUCUGGUGGGGUGCCUGAGGAAGUUGCAGAACUGGUGUUUGUCUUCUGUGUUGGAAGAGUACAAACAUUUUGCAGGCGCGAAGUGGAGGGAAUCUGACUUGAGGUUUAUUGAAGAAUAUGAUGCUCCUUCCAUCAGGCAUUCCCUUCAGAGCAUCAUCUACCGCUACACUGCCUCAACGAAGAGGCGCUUACUCUGCGGAGAAGAAGAGCGUGCUGACAAGCCUGCAAGGAUUGCUCGGGAUUAGAAAUUAUGGAAGUUCUUACCGAAUCACCUGUUCUGCUCUGUUUUUUUUGCAGUCACAAUCAUUCUGACUUUUUAUAGCCAAACCUUUGAAUUUUUAAAAUUUAGUGAGGUAGUCAUCAACUUUUGAUUUUAGGUAUUGAAUGGUCCAAUGAGCAACAUAAAUAGAGUUAGACUU
Cuscuta epithymum is the source of this 1401-nucleotide messenger RNA. The record is from the annotation of a GenBank genome assembly. Lineage: Eukaryota; Viridiplantae; Streptophyta; Magnoliopsida; Solanales; Convolvulaceae.